Molecule: messenger RNA, 1206 nt
Organism: Sordaria macrospora k-hell
Lineage: Eukaryota; Fungi; Ascomycota; Sordariomycetes; Sordariales; Sordariaceae
Source: RefSeq, a predicted model, not a curated record
AUGGCCGACAAAGGAUCGUCCUACGAGCUCGAGAGAAAGGAGCAUAUGCCCAGUGCCUCCCCAUCUUCGGGGCGACUGGAGGGAGAAACACUCGAAACAACACGACACGGCCACAGACACCACAAUGGCCACACGAACGGUCUUGCUCCCCCGGGGCAGCACAAUCAACCCCAAUCCUCCGCCUCCUCUGCUACAGUCGUCAACGACCCAGCUCCGCCCCAUCCUGUGUGGCAGUUUCUCGAAAACUGGCUCAUACCCUCGACAACCGGCAACCAUCCCCCCGACAGCGUGCCAACGCUAGACGACACCCCGGGCCUUCCACGCCUGAGGUACAACAUGCUGGACUACAAGUGGAAGCUCAUCAUCGUCUCCUCCUUACUGGUCAUCGAAUCUUCCUUACUACCCAUCGCCCUCUUCUACGGCCUUUGGUACGGCACCAGCCUGCGCCACGGCAUCGUUUUCGCCAUCAUCACCGCCUUCUUCGGCCUCGUAACCGGCAUCGAAUUCGGCCUUCGCUGCCUGAAACUCAUGCUUCCCCGCGACGAAUACCGCCCAUUGGGAACCGAUCCCGUCAAGGACCGCUGGAGGUUCGACUUUACCCAUCACACCCUUUCGUUCGGAUACACUUACAUGACGGGGAUUCUCAUUGGCGCCUCGAUCCCCCACGAGCCGAUUGUUAAGCCGCUGGCCAUGCCGGUACCGCUGUUCUUUAUCCAGAUGGGACUGCAGUUGUUGUGGAGUGGGUGGGCGAACAAGAAACACAAGAAGGCGCCUUUCAGGUUCAGUUCAGUGCCCAAGGGAGGAAGGAUCCCGCCGUUGGUGUUCACGAUUGUCGAGGAUAUUGUAGCGGUGGAUGGUGCUGGAGGCAAGGAAUACAGGAGGGCGAUCAACGCCAGGUACGAAGUCAGCAAGAGGUUUAGGGAGAUGAUUGCGAGGCAGAAUUGGUUUUGGGGAGUGGGAGCGCUAGCGGAUGGGAUUGCUACCAUGAUUGUCAUUUGGACGAUACCGCAGGAGAUUGCCUACGGUGUUGCAUGGGCAAGCCCCCUCAUCUUCUCCAUCAUCUGGAUCAUCAUCACCGUCAUCUGGGUCAGACGCGAUCUACGAAGAGAAAAGGCCGAAUGGCGAGCAAAUGCUGCUGAGCCGCGAUUGUCGACUGCUGGGACAGCGACACAACAGGAGAUGCAGGAACACCACAGUGCAGUCUAA